AUGAAGUCACCCACAACGCUGCCGCUUCUCGUGAGCGGCGUUGCGUUGCUCGCAUCGUUCCCUUCGGUGCAGGCGCACGGUCACCACUCGCAUGGCCCUGCUGACAACUCGAUACCCAUCGACAGCAUCCUCUGGAUCCAUAUCGGCAUCCAGACUUUCGCGUGGUUUUUCCUCUUUCCUCUCGCGAUGGUGCUCGGCAUGGUGCGACAUCGACUCCACGUCCCUGUCGCCACCACCUCGCUCGCACUCACCGUGGGCGGCUACUUUCUUGGACACGGACACGGCGGCCGCUCGUUCCCACACACUGCUCAUGGCACCAUGGCUUCGCUCCUCAUCUUUUACCUCGCAGCCCAAACGUUUCUGGGUGUCUACCUCAAACUCCACCUGCAAUGGCGACCCGAGAAAUGGAUCCGACCCACGCUCGUCACCGUGCACGGCAUCCUGGGCAAGAGCUUCCCCAUCGUCGGCUGGGUGCAGAUGGUCUUUGGGAUUUCGACGCUGCAGUCGUGGUGCUUUGGGGGCCAUCUCGGUCAGUGCCUGGCGCACUACAUCAUGGGCUCUGCGUUCCAAGCCUACGCCGCAAUUCUGGUGAUCAUGAUGAAAGCGGGCGGCGACUGGCUGCAGCGACGCGGCCAAAGUCAGGAAUGGUUUGAUUCGUGGGUCAUCAUGCUCUGGGGCAUCGUCAACACGUUCACGGAGCACCAUGGCGGACCAUGGACGCACAAGGACCUACAGCAUACGCUCAUGGGCGUGCUCUGGUGGGCCGGCGGUGCGGUGGGCAUCUGGCUCAGCCGCGGGGGCAGACGCAACGUCUUCCCGUCGAUCAUCAUCAUCUUGACCGGCUGGGCAAUGAGUGCGCACUCGCAGGCGCUUAUGAUCUCGACCAUGGUGCACUCGCUCUUCGGAUACGCUCUCAUGGGUGCGGGCAUCACACGCAUGAUCGAGGUCUGCUUUGUGCUGCAAGACCGUCCAACAGGCGCGACUGCCGAAUCACCAAACGCUGCUGUCGGCAGCAACGAAGCGGUCAACGGCAGCUGGUACCCCAUUCGAGCAUUCCAGUAUCUCCCGCCGUAUCUGCUGGUGGCAUCAGGCGUGCUCUUCAUGUCGGCAACCGACGAGGAGCUGCGCUGGGCCGAUGCGCAAGGUGUCGACCACGCAACGUGGGGUCUGAUCGACUUCAGCGCAUCGAUGCUGGUGUUUUUGUGGAUCAACGUGCUCGUUGAUCUGUACGUGGGGUAUGGUGGGCGAUACGGUGCUGCGCUCAAGAACGCAAACCAGGCAAGAGGCGCGGAUAGGGAGGCUCAGCAAAGCACGUCGCUCUACUCACGGCUCAGUGUGGGUAACGGCGCCGAGACGACGCGUGCAGGGAGAGUGGAGCAUCUCGAGCUGAACGGGUUGAGUAGGAAACAUCAUGAGCACGAGGGGUCGGAUGACGAAGGCGAAGCUAACCAUGUGCUGUUUGACGAGGAGGAUGAAGAUCCGUUUGAGGAGAAGGAGCGCGAUGACUACGAGAGCAGCGCCAGUGGCAGUGGCAGCGGAAGCGGUGGACGCAGUCAGAAUCAUCUUUGA
This is a messenger RNA of Sporisorium graminicola, 1569 nucleotides long. RefSeq lists its product as uncharacterized. The coding region runs from base 1 to 1569 and encodes 522 amino acids. The transcript has a single exon. Lineage: Eukaryota; Fungi; Basidiomycota; Ustilaginomycetes; Ustilaginales; Ustilaginaceae. The record is from RefSeq and is a predicted model, not a curated record.